AUGGGACAGGAGACGAUGUCCGAUGGGACUUGGACUAACUUUGCAAAUAUUGGAAAGUGUUUUCCUCGUAAACAUCACUACCCCAAUACUGUGGAAGAAGUUUCUUCUAUUAUAAAAGUUAUUAACUCCGCUGGUGAGCGGUGCCGCGUGGUGGGUGGAGGGAAGAGCCCCAAUUCAUGUACAUUUACUAAUGGUCACCUGAUUCACAUGGAUCGACUUAACCGCAUUACUUCCAUUGACGAAAAAUCUAUGACUAUCGUGUGUGAAGGUGGUGCAUUAAUAAGUGAUGUGUUUGAGCGGUUGAGCGCCCAUGAUCUGAUGCUCCGUUGUGUUCCAUCUUUCGUGCAGACAACUGUUGGGGGUGUCAUUGCUACUGCCACACACAGUAGUGGCAUACGGUCCCGCUCCAUCUCUGAUUGUGUCGUCCGCCUUCAGCUGGUUGAUGGACGCGGUAUUCUUCAUACGUUUGACGCCUCCACACCGAAGGAAUUAUCACUUUCCGCAUGCCAUCUCGGUAUGUUAGGCGUCGUUGUUUCUGUGACACUUCAGGCUGAGAAAAAACGACUGUGGCGCAUAGAGAGCCGUCCCAUUCCGUUCCGAAAAUUGACUGAAGGCGAUACACUUAAAAAACGCAUUGCCGAGUCGGAGUUCUACCGCUUUUUCUGGAUGCCCAAUACAGACCAAUGUUAUGAGUCUACUGCUGAAUUUGUUGGCGAAGAGGGGGCCGAUCAGACGAAAAGAGUCGACGAAUCUAUCAAACUUGCGAUGGGGAAGAAGCAUGAGGCAACGUUACCAAUGACCGCAGGAAACACAAUUACAAAGCUAACCUCCAGCAAGUUGAGGAAUUUUUCUUCCGAAAAGUGCAACAGCACGGGGGAGGACUAUCAGAUGUGGCUGCGAAAUCAGCGGACCCUUCGAACUCGGAUCUGCAAAAUUCUUAAAGGUAGCUGGCUGCGCCACGGUGUGGUGGAGGCCGCACUUGCAGCAGCUGUCAUUCAACCGGGUAUACAACCUUACAUUAAUCGCACGUAUCGUCGUCUCUUCUACAAUGCUCCAGAAGUUCAAUAUGGCACCUCAUUGGAAUGCUUCACGUUCGACUGCCUCUUCAAGCAGUGGGCAUGCGAGUGGGCGAUUGACAUUAGCAAUGUCAUGCCCGCGUUUCAUUAUCUUCGUGGCCUUAUUUCCUCUGAAAACCUGAGUGUUCAUUUCCCCGUUGAGUUCCGCUUUACUGGUGCUGAUACAGCUGCUCUGUCACCUGCGCAUGGCCGUCAAACGUGUUGGAUCGGUAUCGUAAUGUACCGUCCUUACUUGCGGCACGCUAGAGACACAUUACGUUACUACGAUGCAUUCAGCAAAGCCAUGACGGUGAUGGGUGGUAGGCCGCAUUGGGCAAAAUAUUACACUUGGGGACCGGAGCAAAUGCUGAAAGCUUACGGAAAGAAUUGGGAGGAUUUUCUGCUCUUUCGCAAGAAAAUGGACCCGGAAGGUGUCUUUUUGAAUGGUUGGUUCAAUAGCCUCAGUGGAAACAGCCCAGUACUUAACAGCACUAUUAGUCAUCUGUAG
Trypanosoma brucei brucei TREU927 is the source of this 1563-nucleotide messenger RNA. RefSeq lists its product as hypothetical. Gene Ontology annotation, cellular component: membrane. Gene Ontology annotation, molecular function: FAD binding; D-arabinono-1,4-lactone oxidase activity. NCBI's taxonomy places the organism in Eukaryota, Euglenozoa, Kinetoplastea, Trypanosomatida, Trypanosomatidae. Bases 1 to 1563 code for a protein of 520 amino acids. The record is from RefSeq and is a predicted model, not a curated record. The transcript has a single exon.